CUUUCCUAGGAAGCACAUGUUUCCUCUGGAAUAUGGAUGUGGAUUCCUCUCUUGCUUAUUAGCAACAUCAGGACUGACAUUUUUAUGUGAACUUCCCUUGGUUCUAAAAAUCAUCACAUUUUGCAGACAAAUGAAGUGGAGAAGCAAACUCUGAGGGCUUUGCAGUCCAGGCACCUUGGAAGAGGAAUAUCUGACACCAAAUUCCUGGAGAUCAGUGGGUGUUUACUGAGACUGGACCAUUUGUUAGAAGACAGGAUUAUUGUCAAUAUUUAGUGCUUCUAAGAAGACAAAGGAUUUGAAAGACUGCUGGCUCAUCAUGUCCUCCAUCCUUGGGAAGAUGAAGAAGUUUGGCAGUUUUGACAUGGAGGAAUCUGAAGUGACAGAUGAACACACAGAUGGGGAGGACUCUGUCCAGGAAGCCCCUGACAACGCCCAGGGCCCACUCAGCUCCAGGAUGCACCCACCCAAAAGCAACAUUUUUGCAAGACGGGGCCGCUUUGUGAUGGGGGACAGUGACAAGGACAUGGCUCCCAUGGACUCCUUCUGCCAGAUGGAUCACCUGAUGGCACCUUCUAUCAUCAAAUUCCAUGUGAAUUUGGAGAGGGGCAAACUUCACAAGCUCCUAUCUACAGAUUCCAUCACAGGCUGCUCAGAAAAAGCUUUCAGAUUUUAUGACCGCAGAAGGAUCUUUGAUGCUGUAGCCCAAGGCAACACAAAGGACCUCAGUGACCUGCUACUCUACCUUAACAGAACCUUCAAGCAUCUCACAGAUGAGGAGUUCAAAGAGCCUGAAACUGGCAAAACCUGUUUACUGAAAGCCAUGCUGAAUCUACAUGAUGGGAAAAAUGAUACCAUUCCCUUGCUGCUGGAUAUUGCAAGGAAAACUGGAACUCUGAAAGAGUUUGUUAAUGCAGAAUAUACUGACAACUACUACAAGGGCCAGACUGCUCUUCACAUUGCCAUCGAGAGGAGGAACAUGUACCUGGUGAAGCUCCUGGUCCAGAAUGGAGCAGAUGUUCAUGCCAGAGCCUGUGGGGAGUUCUUCAGGAAAAUCAAAGGGAAAUCUGGCUUUUAUUUUGGAGAGCUGCCUUUGUCCCUGGCUGCCUGCACCAACCAGCUCUGCAUUGUGAAAUUCCUCCUGGAGAAUCCCUACCAGGCAGCCAACAUCGCUGCUGAGGACUCCAUGGGCAACAUGGUCCUGCACACACUGGUGGAGAUUGCAGAUAACACCAAGGAUAACACCAAGUUUGUGACCAAGAUGUAUAAUAACAUAUUGAUCCUUGGUGCCAAAAUUAAUCCCAUCCUCAAGCUGGAAGAACUCACCAACAAGAAAGGGCUGACUCCUUUAACUCUGGCAGCCAAAACAGGGAAGAUAGGGAUUUUCGCUUACAUCCUCAGACGGGAGAUCAAAGACCCCGAGUGCAGACACUUGUCCAGGAAGUUCACUGAAUGGGCCUAUGGACCUGUCCACUCCUCUCUUUAUGACCUGUCCUGUAUAGACACCUGUGAGAAAAAUUCAGUGCUUGAGAUCCUUGCCUACAGCAGUGAGACACCAAACCGUCACGAGAUGCUGCUGGUGGAGCCCCUUAACAGGCUGCUGCAAGACAAGUGGGACCGCUUUGUCAAGCACUUGUUUUACUUCAACUUCUUUGUCUACACCAUGCACAUCACCAUCCUCACUGCAGCUGCUUACUACAGACCUGUACAGAAGAAUGAAAAGCCUCCCUUCACCUUUGGUCACACCACUGGGGAAUAUUUUCGAGUAACUGGAGAGAUCCUGAGUGUACUGGGAGGCCUCUAUUUUUUUUUCAGAGGGAUCCAGUAUUUCGUGCAGAGGCGCCCAUCACUGAGGACCCUGAUAGUUGAUGGCUACAGUGAGGUUCUUUUCUUUGUCCACUCCCUGCUCCUGCUGAGCUCUGUGGUGCUGUACUUCUGUGGCCAGGAGCUCUACGUGGCUUCCAUGGUGUUCUCCUUGGCCCUGGGCUGGGCCAACAUGCUCUACUACACGCGGGGCUUCCAGCAGAUGGGGAUUUACUCGGUCAUGAUCGCCAAGAUGAUCCUUAGAGAUUUGUGUCGCUUCAUGUUUGUCUAUCUCGUAUUCCUCUUGGGAUUUUCCACAGCUGUGGUGACUUUGAUUGAAGAUGACAACGAGGGGCAGGAAACAAAUAGUUCUGACUAUGCCAGGUGCUGCCACGUGAAACGGGGCCGCACCUCCUACAACAGCCUCUACUACACCUGCCUGGAGCUCUUCAAGUUCACCAUUGGCAUGGGGGACCUGGAGUUCACAGAGAACUACAGGUUCAAGUCUGUGUUUGUCAUCCUGCUGGUGCUCUAUGUCAUCCUCACCUACAUCCUCCUGCUCAACAUGCUCAUUGCACUGAUGGGGGAGACUGUCAACAAAAUUGCACAGGAGAGCAAGAGCAUCUGGAAACUCCAGAGAGCCAUCACAAUCCUGGACAUUGAGAACAGCUACUUGAACUGUCUGAGGCACUCCUUCCGCUCUGGAAAGCAAGUUCUGGUGGGGAUCACCCCUGAUGGCCAAGAUGAUUACAGAUGGUGCUUCAGGGUUGAUGAAGUGAACUGGUCCACGUGGAACACUAAUCUGGGCAUCAUCAACGAAGACCCUGGGUACUCUGGGGACCUCAGACGAAAUCUCAGCUUCUCCAUUAAGCCUGGCAGAGUUUCAGGGAAGCACUGGAAAACAUUGGUUCCACUUCUAAAAGAUGGAGAGAAGAGGAGAGAAGAGCCUCACAAGCCACCAGAAGAAGUCAAAUUAAAACCUGUUUUGGAACCUUAUUUUGAGCCAGAAAAUUCUGAGGAGUUGAAAGAGUCAAUUCCAAAGUCAGCCUAAUUCUGAUUGCCUGUGCUGGUCCUCACAAAAGGGACAACAGAGCACUUCAUUUACAGGAACAGGGACUUCUGGAAAAAGGUCAAAGGACUUAGGGAAUUACCAUGUGCAAGGAUUUAUUUAUUACACUUUGUGUGCUAAAUAAACUAUUUGUUGUUUAAGCUCA
Messenger RNA from Haemorhous mexicanus (house finch), 3014 nucleotides. It is a transcript of the gene TRPV1, whose product is annotated as transient receptor potential cation channel subfamily V member 1. The transcript is spliced from 18 exons. The coding region runs from base 317 to 2851 and encodes 844 amino acids. Gene Ontology annotation, biological process: calcium ion import across plasma membrane. Gene Ontology annotation, cellular component: membrane. Gene Ontology annotation, molecular function: calcium channel activity; protein binding. Lineage: Eukaryota; Metazoa; Chordata; Aves; Passeriformes; Fringillidae. The record is from RefSeq and is a predicted model, not a curated record.